CAUCGCCAAAUAUGAAUGAUUUUUAAAAUAUUUCCUUGCCGGUUGUGUUAUUUUUUUAAAAAAUUUCUAAGUUAGUUUAGAGCCACAAGUCAGUAUUGUUCAAGUUUUAAGUAACUUAGCAGUUUCAACAAAUCAAAUCAAUAUGGCAACUAAAUGGGGAAUCCUCAGUGCUGGUAAAAUCUCUCAUGAUUUCACUGUUUGUCUUCGAAGUUUAGAUCCUGCUGAACAUCAGGCUGUCGCUGUAGCUGCCCGGAAUAUCGGUGAUGCCUUGAAAUUUGCUGCUAAUCAUAAAAUUCCUCGAGCUUAUGGUUCUUAUCAAGAGCUUGCAAAUGAUCCAAAUGUUGAAGUUGUGUACAUUGGGACUCUUGUGAGUUUUCAUUAUAGCACUACUAAAAUGAUGUUGGAAGCUGGUAAACAUGUUUUAGUGGAAAAAUCGUUUACUGCGACCAGCCAAGAAGCACGAGAGUUAAUCGAUCUGGCUCGAUCGAAAAAAUUGUUCUUAAUGGAGGCAAUUUGGUCACGUUUCAAUCCAGUUUUUACUCUCCUAAUGGAUAAAAUCAAAACUAAAGCUCUCGGUGAUGUUGUUUCUGUCAAUGCAACUUUCGGUUUAGAUUUGACUAAAGUCGAGCGAUUGAUUAAGAAAGCUGCUGGAGGUGGAACUCUUCUUGAUUUAGGAGUUUAUACAAUAAACGUAAUCCAAGUAGCAGUUGGUAAUAAAAAACCGGAGCAAAUUUUGGCAACUGGACAUCUUAAUGAAGAUGGUGUUGAUGAAUCAGUCGCUGUCGCUUUUAAAUAUUCUGAUGGUCAAGUUGCAAUGAUGUCAAACACUUUGCGAGGACAAAUGCCUAACGAAGCUCAUAUUGUUUUUACCAAAGGCGCUAUCAAAAUUCCUGUUCCUUUCUGGUGCCCAACUAAAGUUAUUGUGUUAACAGGAGAAAAUCUUUCUAAAGAAGAAGUUCUUGAGUUUGAACCUCCUAAAGUCAUUGCUGAAUGUAACUUUGUUAAUAGUGGAUUUUUGAGUUACGAAGCUUCACAUGUACGAGAUUGUUUAGUCAAAGGUUUGACUGAAAGCCCAAUUCUGCCGCUUGAUGAUACAUUAACAAUCCGGGAAAUUACUGAUGAAAUAUUCAGACAGGUUGGAGUUCAUUUUUAAGAGUAAAAUAUAAUUCACAAGAAUAGUUUAGAUACUAUUCUAGAUGAUAAACAGAUAGCUACAAAAGCAACAAUGUACUGAUUCUCCGUGGGGUUCCGAACUUAUCUUAUGCUGAUUGCGGAAUGCUUUGCUCAUCAAAGCUGUUCGUUGAUUAGUAUCACUCAUCUGAAUCGAUAUUUUUGCUUUUAUUCUUGUUAUAAAUUAUGUUAAAUUUUUCUGAUAAUUGUUCUUAGAAAAUGUUGUUUAAAAAAUCUUAAAUUUUCCACUUGAAUAUGCCUCUAAAGGCUUAAACUAGAUCAAAUAAAAGAUCAGACGUAAUAUUGAA
Messenger RNA from Tetranychus urticae (two-spotted spider mite), 1478 nucleotides. The record is from RefSeq and is a predicted model, not a curated record. Lineage: Eukaryota; Metazoa; Arthropoda; Arachnida; Trombidiformes; Tetranychidae.